AUUCAAGUGAUUGUGUCUUAAAUGUAAAUUGUGGUCAAAAAGUCUGUGAGUGAAUGUUGGAUGCGAUCAUCAAUUGCGAGAUAAUGGGCGGAAGAACUCUUAAGAGAUAUAUUCUGAUGGGAUUGUUAUGUGUGGUCACAAUAGCACUCAUAUAUCAAUUCAGUUCUCUUAUUUACUUCUCAUCCCAUUCCCCACAAAACCAAUGGAUAUCACCCGAGCGAUUUGAAAUGAGUAGUAAAGGCGAGCAAAGCGGCGAAACACAUAAGUUUGUAUACAAUCGAUAUAUGCCUCUCAUAUUCAUCGGAGGAAUGCCUAGAAGUGGUACCACUCUAUUGAGGGUUCUUCUCGACUCUCACCCGGACAUCAGGUGCGGCAAAGAGACCCGAGUUAUACCUCGACUCCUGGACUUCGGUCAGUCUUGGCUCAAAGCGCCAUUUGAAGCGCGCAGACAAUCAGAGGCCGGCAUUACCCCCGAAGUGUUCAACUCGGCGAUCGGCGCCUUUAUACUAGAGAUAAUCGUAAAGCACGGAAAGCCUGCCCCCAGGCUAUGCAAUAAAGAUCCUAUGACUUUGAAAUCGGCCGUCUAUUUGCGGCAUUUGUUUCCGAACUUGAAAGACGGCCGGGCGAUCGUCCACUCCAUCAUCAGUCGUAAA
Messenger RNA from Oppiella nova, 653 nucleotides. NCBI's taxonomy places the organism in Eukaryota, Metazoa, Arthropoda, Arachnida, Sarcoptiformes, Oppiidae. The record is from the annotation of a GenBank genome assembly.